AUGGUAUUUUUCCAUCAAUAUUUUCUUAUCUUUGCACUAUGCACUCUCUAUGUGGAAUCAGCUAACCCGAUUGCACAAUUCUGCAAUGAAUUCUCAUACACCAUCACCCCUGAACUAUCCCAAAACAUAGAUUCUGUUAAAGCCAAACUGAUUCAAAACACCCCUCAAACAGGCUUUAAUAUUACGGAAUUCGGAGAUGAGGGGAAAGAAGUAAACGGGAUAGCCCAAUGCCGAGGAGACGUGCCCAGCCAAGAGUGCACAGCUUGUCUCCAAACCGCCGCAAAAGAAGCCAAAAAAAUGUGUCCAAACCAGGUCGAGGCUUUGCUAUGGUAUGAGUAUUGCUUCUUAAGGUAUGGCACUAGAAACGUGAUAGGGGACGACAGUCUGGACUACAGAGUGGUUCAAUAUAACGUUGAAUACGUGACCAACCCGAAACUUUUUAAAGAAAUCCUCACAGAACUUACUUCGAAGAUAAAGAAUGUUUCGCUUGAGCCAGAUAGCAAAGGGUUCGGGAAAGGAGAGGCCAAGUUGUCGAAUUCUGAGACACUUUAUGCAAUGUCUCAGUGUACACGUGAUACGUCCAUGCGUUAUUGUGAGCAGUGUUUAACAAUCGCUAUUGAGACGACUGGAAGUCUUUGUGAGAACAAGAAAGGGUGCAGAAUUAUACAGAGUACGUGCUAUCUUAGGUAUGAAUUAUAUCCGUUUCUUUACGGCACUGAAAGGAAGUUGUCUCUUGAAAACUCUUCGAUGACAAAAUACUUAACAGUAGUUAGAAAACCCUGA
This is a messenger RNA of Helianthus annuus (common sunflower), 783 nucleotides long. Its product is annotated as cysteine-rich repeat secretory protein 55. The transcript has a single exon. NCBI's taxonomy places the organism in Eukaryota, Viridiplantae, Streptophyta, Magnoliopsida, Asterales, Asteraceae. The coding region runs from base 1 to 783 and encodes 260 amino acids. The record is from RefSeq and is a predicted model, not a curated record.